Centropristis striata (black sea bass) is the source of this 3282-nucleotide messenger RNA. It is a transcript of the gene hgfac, whose product is annotated as hepatocyte growth factor activator. Gene Ontology annotation, molecular function: serine-type endopeptidase activity. The transcript has 15 exons. Bases 1272 to 3131 code for a protein of 619 amino acids. The record is from RefSeq and is a predicted model, not a curated record. Gene Ontology annotation, biological process: blood coagulation; zymogen activation. Gene Ontology annotation, cellular component: extracellular region. Lineage: Eukaryota; Metazoa; Chordata; Actinopteri; Perciformes; Serranidae.
AUAGAUCCAUUACAUACAGAAUGAAACAUUUCAUGUCUUAAUUUAUUUAUUUUUUUCUCAUUAUAAUGAUCAUGGCUUACAUUUAAUGAAGACCUAAAAUUCAGUGUCUCAAAAAACUUUGAAUAUUACAAAAGACCAAUUUUAAAAAGUAUGUUUAAUAUGGAAAUGUCGGCCUCUUAAAAGUAUGUCCAUCUACACUUGGUUGAGGCUAUUUUACUCGAACUACAGGAAAUGGACUGUUCCAUCAUAUUCUAAUGUAUUGAGGUGCACCUGUAUAUGGACAAAAAAACUAAAGUUUUAUACUAUAUUCAAUUGAUGGAGGUUGCAAAGGAUUUGAGAGUCCUCGGCCAUGCUCUAAUGUAGCUAUAUAGUUAAGUGUUGUGUAAAUGUGGCGUUAAUGUUUCUGUUAUAAUACCUCAAACGCUUUGUUGAAUUAGCCAGCGUUAAAUGUUACAGUAACUUUAUUUUUUUCCUACCGUUUGUAUUAACGUUAAUGCAGUUGGCUUGCUAACUGUUAGCCCCACUAGUUAACGUAAACUGACCGUUAAUGCAGUUGGCUUGCUAACUGUUAGCAUUUUGCGUUAGCCCCACUAAUUAAGUAAACUGACCGUUAAUGCAGUUGGCUUGCUAACUGUUAGCCCCACUAGUUAAUGUAAACUGACCGUUAAUGCAGUUGGCUUGCUAACUGCUAGCAUUUUGCUUUAGCCCCACUAGUUAACGUAAACUGACCGUUAAUGCAAUUUAACCAUCAAGACCAGCCAAAAGUAGUUGUUAUUUAUACAGACGUCUUUAUUAACAAAACUAGUUUACAAUAACCAGACAUAUAGGUUUAAACAAAUCUAAAAGUUUAUAUUAUGCGACCCAAAGUGUAACGUCACACCGGGGUAACGCGUUAACAUUAACGGUUGUCAAACCGGGCUGGACAGGAGGGAUUUAUCAGCAGCAUCCCCGGCCCGGCGCCCCCUGCCCUGCCCUGGACACUCUGGGUCUGUCCUCUCAGCGGAUAACUAACAUGAUAAACCGUGGGCGUCUGCAGAAGAGGUGAACAGCAGCCGGGAUAUAGGAUGCCUCAGAGAUAGACAAGCCUAAUGACGCAACGGGUUUACUCAAUACAGCUUGAAAUUGUGAGGGACAGGAUAAUACUUGCAGGGUUUCCCACGUUUCCUAUGAGCAAAAGCAGGCUGAGGACUCGGGAACUGACAGAUAUAACGUGACAGGCAACACAGACCCUGGUCCGACUUCUGGAAACGAGCUUCUCCGGACACCAAGAGAUGCAAACUUUCAUGAUGACAUUCCUUCUGUUACUUUUUCUACCUUGUGUUUUCAGCACACGCUCGCGCGUAUUAGUCCCUGGGUAUGAAACAGUCAUCUUCAAAGAGCCACACAAGGAGAGCCGGAAAGUUCUUACUACAUCAGGCGAAGAAUGUAAAUUCCCAUUUCGUCAGGGUGGAAGGCUUCAUCAUCACUGCCUCACCAUCCUAGCCCCAAAACCAUGGUGCUCCCUCACACAUAACUUUGAUCGGGAUCUGCAGUGGGGCUACUGUGCUCCAGAGACAGCUCAGCCAGAUGUUGUUGUCCACACGUCACGCAGAAUCACAGAUCCGUGUCAGAUGAAUCCGUGUCAGAACGGAGGCUCCUGCACUACGACCCCACACACACACUGGCCUGAGUGCUCCUGUCCUGAGAGCUUCACUGGGACACUCUGUGAGCACAAGAAGUGCUAUGAAACCCUACACCUGCGCUACUAUGACAUCGGAGAGUCUUGGGGACGAAUUCACCUCCGCAACGUGGAACAGUGCUCAUGUGUGGCAGGGGAAAUCAAGUGUGAAAGAGUUCGCUACACAAUGUGCCGUUCAAACCCGUGCCAAAAUGACGGAACGUGUCGAAUGAUCACAUCCACCGGCAAAGAAGUGUGUAACUGCAGACGAGGCUUCAGCGGACCUGACUGCAGCUUUGCGCCGGAGACAGAGUGCUAUAACGGGCGGGGCACAGCUUACAGAGGGGUGGUGGGCACCACGGUGUCCGGCGCCCGCUGCGUGGCGUGGGACUCUGACCUGCUGUACGACGAGCUCCAUGUGGGCACGGUGGUCGCCUCCCCACUCAGGGGCCUCGGGGGCCACGCCUACUGCAGAAACCCAGAUAAGGACAAGAGGCCGUGGUGCUACACACUAAAUGACGGCGCCAUCUCCUGGGAGUACUGUGACGUCCCCUCCUGUGUCAUGGCUGUCUGGGAGAACCAGCCAGCAACAAAAGUAUUCAGACGAGCUUCUUCUUCAAGGAGAAUCAUUCCAUUCAACGUCCUGCCCGCCGUUAAAAGACCGAAGCCCUCCAAGCCCGAGAAGAAGCAAGUAUGUGGGAAAAGACACAAGAAAAGGUUAACGGUUGCCAGGGGGCGGAUAAUGGGCGGAAACUCAGCCCUGCCAGGUACUCACCCCUGGAUGGCAGCCAUUUACAUCGGAGAGUUAGACUUCUGCGCCGGCACCCUGGUGUCCUCCUGCUGGGUCGUCUCUGCGGCUCACUGCUUCUUUCGCAACCCCCUGAGGUCUCAGAUCCGAGUGGUGCUCGGCCAGCAGCACUUCAACUACAGCGGUCCCAACACCAAGACCUUCGGAGUGGAGGAGUAUAUCUUUCCCAAACAGUUUUCAGUGUUUAAUCCAACACUACAUGACAUUGUUCUGAUCAAACUGGCGAAGCAGGAGGGGCGGUGUGUGAGGAGAACCCCGUUCAUCAGACCCAUCUGUCUGCCAGACAAGAGCAUGACGUUCCCUGAUGGCUACUGCUGCUCUAUUAGCGGCUGGGGACACAUGCAUGAGAAGUCAAAGGUGUACUCCAGUCUGCAGGAGGCUGGAGUGAGGCUGAUUUCUCACGAAGCUUGUAGGAAGCCAGAUGUUUACAGCAACCACGUCACUUCUGACAUGAUCUGCGCGGGGCUCAACGGCUGUGCAGACGCCUGCCAGGGCGACUCCGGGGGCCCGCUGGCUUGUGCGAGGGCUGAUGUCAGCUUCCUGUAUGGGAUCAUCAGCUGGGGAGAAGGCUGCGGCCGCUCUGGAAAACCCGGUGUUUACACUAAAGUGGUGAACUAUAUCGACUGGAUCAAUUCAGUCAUCAGACGCAAACCCAAGGCUUCAUGAAUGGACAUUACCCGCACAUUAGCUUUAAUAUAUGAGAUAUUGUACCAUACUGUAAUCUGUUUUUAUGUGUAAUUCUUGUGGAAGUUUAUAGGUUAUUUUUUUUAACUGUGAAACAUUUUGAGACUGAAUAAACCUUUACUGACUUGAUAAA